AUGUUCGCAACCCGCGCCCUCCGUCAAGCGGCACAAGCUGCUGAGCGCACCCCUCUGAUCCGAUUUAUCGGCAAGCACCAAAUUCCCUCCAAGGUCGACCACACCCCUCAACCUCACCCCGCUUCGCCCACGGGUGCCCUGCCCGGCAACUCGCACAGCACCUUCAGCAGCUACCGCGACCACGCCCAACAACACGGCCCCCUGCGCAAGACCAUUGACACGGGCCGAAUUGGCAGCCAGCCCGGUGCCAAGCUGGGCCCCGUAGCCGCUCCCAAGGGUAUGUACUUCGACCGAAGCGAGCUGCCCGUGCGGUUCCGACGUGCACCCAUCGAAAUGUCCGAGAUCGAGGCCGUCGAGAGCGGUGGUGCUGCCCUGUUCGGUUGA
Pseudomassariella vexata is the source of this 384-nucleotide messenger RNA. RefSeq lists its product as uncharacterized. The transcript is spliced from 2 exons. Lineage: Eukaryota; Fungi; Ascomycota; Sordariomycetes; Amphisphaeriales; Pseudomassariaceae. Bases 1 to 384 code for a protein of 127 amino acids. Gene Ontology annotation, biological process: 2-oxoglutarate metabolic process. The record is from RefSeq and is a predicted model, not a curated record.